GUCCGAUCUGUGCUGGUUUGGAUCUCGGCCACGAUCGAUCCGAUCGAUUUUGCAUAUGUACGCAUAAAUUAAUUCACCACCCCAUCCCAUCCCAUGGUAAUAUGCGCCCGACUGCGAACUCAGGCUCCAUGCUGACGGGAGCCCCCCAAAACGCACUGCAACACACGCAUUCUCCGUCCGGGGUUUCCCAUGUACAGUACAUGCGACGUACCGCUCCGGAAGGGAAACUGGCCGGCGAAUCAGAAUCGGGGCGUCUCCUCAAUUGAGAAAACGAGAAUACACGGCCCCGUCUCCAGGCGAGAGAGAGCCCACCGAAAAAGGAUGCCGGCAUUCGCUCGCAGCGGGACUAGCCAGUCAAGGUUACCUUUUCGUGGCAUCCAACACGGCCUGCAUGGAGUGAGGGACUGCCUCCAGAAGCUCUGGGGGGAGGCUCUGACUAUCCGGCAGCCCUCCCUCUGUCCAGUCCAAGUCCGCUCUUUCAAGGACUUCUUCACUCUGGCACUUGUGGCGUCCCCUACUGGAGCAGCCAAGUGUGGGACUAGCCCAGCCGUCAACGGCGCAACAUGCACCCAGACCGAUGUGCUCGCCUGUUGCAGGGGGCUGGUUCGCUGUCCCCGUCUCCCUUGUGAUCGUCUUUUUAGUUCGGGGCCUCUGUUCUCGCUUCUCUCGGCAUUUGGAGCGCUUGGCGUUGCGCUGCUCGAUGAGAGACUACGGCCACGGAGAUAUGGAACGCCCUCCAUCACCAGCCCUCAGUCUGUGCCUCACUGCGGCAGGCAGUUAUCUGUCAAAAGAUCAGUCCUGCAGUGGUGCCUCGACGGACUCGAGCCGGAGCACAGCACUAACCAGAAAAAUCCACGUCAUGCCCAGCUACGGCGUCGCAGAUCCCCUCCCUGGGCUGCGGCUUGCCCCCAAGUUGGGCCGGCGCCUCCCGAUCUCCUCAGAGUUGGUGAUUACGUCCGAGGGGGGUGAGCCUUGUUCUAGCUCUCUACUCUCCCUGCUCUCUCUGCUCCACACCACCUUUCAGACCGAGAAAUACGCUAUGGGCGGGAUGAAAUGCAGGAUAGCCUGGCUGAUCGCCUGCUCAGAUCCAACAAGGGGCACCCUGGUCAAGGGCCGCUAGUUGCUACAAGCCGUCGAUCAUCCCCCUUCGUACUGGCCAACUUACUGCGUGGAGUCUGGCUCCAACUAAUUAG
Ilyonectria robusta is the source of this 1193-nucleotide messenger RNA. RefSeq lists its product as uncharacterized. NCBI's taxonomy places the organism in Eukaryota, Fungi, Ascomycota, Sordariomycetes, Hypocreales, Nectriaceae. The record is from RefSeq and is a predicted model, not a curated record. Bases 190 to 969 code for a protein of 259 amino acids. The transcript is spliced from 2 exons.